Messenger RNA from Vicugna pacos (alpaca), 6363 nucleotides. Lineage: Eukaryota; Metazoa; Chordata; Mammalia; Artiodactyla; Camelidae. The record is from RefSeq and is a predicted model, not a curated record.
ACAAGAACCCGAGUGGCCACUGGGAGAUUACACGUUCCCACCAGUCAGGCAGCAGGUGCACACAGCGCAGUAGGUGAACUUCCCCCAACCCCUGGGCCAUGCACACCCUGCCUUUGCCUCCAGCCAGCUGCUGCAGCCCUUACAGGCUGUUUCCUUUACACUACAAGGCAGAGAGAGUGGCUUAACAGGAUGGAACUGGAGCAGACAGUCAAUGAGGCGAGAGAAGAGAGAGCAAAAACAAAAAACAAACAAGGACUCAGAACAAAGCCUUGUGCAGGUGUGGACAUCCCCCGAUCCUGGGUGAAAUGGCUCCCAGCAGCACUGAAUCCAUCGCCUGGGCCACACUUGCUACGUGCUCUGAAACCUGAUUUCCUGAGACCUUUGCUCAGAACACUCAGUGCCCCCCACACUCCCAUUCCUCACCACUGCUCUGCUGCCUGAUCAGUCAGACUCCAUUACUUUCUGCUACAAUCACAGUGAGCCUACAGCUGAGUAGGGGGUGAAAAAAGAAAGACAGGAUGAACUCCAACCUGAGAAUGGCUGUGACUUUGGAAGAAGCUCCGUGGUUGGGCUGGAUCUUGGUGAAAGCCCUGAUGAGGUUUGCCUUCAUGGUCGCCAACAACCUGGUUGCUAUUCCAUCUUACAUCUGCUAUGUAAUUGUGCUUCAGCCCCUUCGAGUGCUGAACAGUAAGCGGUUCUGGUAUAUUGAAGGAAUCAUGUACAAAUGGCUUUUAGGAAUGGUGGCUUCCUGGGGAUGGUAUGCUGGAUAUACAGUGAUGGAGUGGGGGGAAGAUAUUAAAGCAAUUUCAAAAGAUGAAGCAGUAAUGUUGGUGAAUCAUCAGGCAACAGGAGACGUGUGCACUCUGAUGAUGUGCCUGCAGGACAAAGGACUGGUUGUUGCUCAAAUGAUGUGGUUGAUGGAUCAUAUUUUUAAGUACACAAACUUUGGAAUUGUUUCUCUAAUUCACGGAGACUUCUUUAUAAGACAGGGAAAAUCUCAUCGUGACCAACAGCUUCUUCUUCUCAAGAAGCACCUGGAAAAUAAUUACAGGAGCAGAGAUCGAAAGUGGAUUGUUCUGUUUCCAGAAGGCGGCUUCCUCAGGAAGAGGCGAGAAACCAGUCAGGCAUUUGCCAAGAAAAACAACUUGCCAUUUCUUACACAUGUCACUCUGCCAAGGAUUGGGGCAACAAAAAUUAUUUUGAGUGCACUUGUAGCACGACAGGAAAAUGGAAGUCCAGUAGGAGGAGAUGCUAAAGAAUUAGACAGCAAAUCAGAAGGCCUCCAGUGGAUAAUAGAUACAACCAUAGCUUAUCCCAAAGCUGAACCCAUAGAUAUUCAAACCUGGAUCCUUGGAUACAGGAAACCAGCAGUCACACAUGUACAUUACAGGUUGAUGGUUAGAAAAGUGAUACUUGAAGCCCACCCCAUAGAGAGAAAGAUCUUUCCAGUUAAAGAUGUACCCCUGGAGACUGAUGACCUUGCUGAUUGGCUCUAUCAACGUUUUAUUGAAAAAGAGGACCUCUUGUCACAUUUUUAUGAAACAGGGGCUUUUCCACCUCCCAAGGGCCAUAAAGAAGCUGUUUCCAGGGAUAUGACCCUGAGCAACAUGUGGAUAUUUCUCAUACAGUCUUUUGCAUUUUUGUCAGGCUACAUGUGGUACAACAUCUUUCAGUAUUUUUACCAUUGCCUGUUUUAGGAAUUGACUUGAACUUGUCAAGGUCACCACAGGAGUUCAGACUUUCAUAAGCGUGCAUUAUUUUACAUGCGCAAAACAGAAUAUUAAAAAAAAAAAGCAAAGGAAAUUCAAUGGAUGGACUAAUAUUUAUCCCCCUUUGGGAUAUUUUAAAACUCUACUAAAAUGAGGAUCAAUAAUAUAAUGACCUGCUAAUGUGUUUUAAGGACUUUUCAUGUUUUCAAAAGAUACACUCUACCACACAUUUAAGCAAACAUCACAUUUGGAGAAGAGGAAAUCAUAAAACCAUCCUAGGAGACUCUCUGAGAGAAAUACCUGAUAAUCUAGUUCAAACUCAGAGCAAGUUGUACGUAUUUGUUCCCCUUAGCUAGCAGUCUCUAUUAGGGCAGUGCCGUAGAGCGUGUCAUUUCCCCCAACCCUUGCUGUUCCUAGUGACCUUGCGGGAAGCUGGUUGGCACCUUCCGAAGAACUGUUCCCUGUUGUUUGUAGCGAUGCUGCAGUCCUCAGCAACUCUGUGAGGUUCGUUGUCAAGCAUGCCCUGGGCAGGGAAGCAGUGUCCAUGGGCGUAUUCUGGUACUGGAAUGUGUUCUUUAGAAAGACUAGCUCAGUCCAGUGCCGUGUUUACAUGCGCUAGGGCUUUUCCUUAUAUGAGGUGGGGUCGCUUGAUUUCUCCUCUUGUAUAGAAGACAUAUCAUAGAUUGAUACUUGUCUUUUACAAAAUGCACUUUUAUCAGAUGCAUCUAUAGGAAAGGAUUAGUAACGUAGCCUGAAAACAAACAUAAGCAUCAACAGUGAGUGGGGCCUCCAGAAGCUGCCUGUCUGCGUGUUCAUCUGUGUGCGGACGCUCUCCAGCACCACCUGCGCUGGGCACCACGCUGAGGCUUCUGUCCAGCCCAGAGCCUUUUUUCCCCCUCCAUUUUGCAUAUUAGCAUCAAAUGCAUUUGGGAUUGGUUGAAACAAAUUAAUGUAAAACAUUUAAAUGAUCAAUUUAUGGCAAAAUAGGCUAGCUUAUUGGAAAAGUAUGAGCCAGAGCCAGGUACUGGUUUAAAAUGGUGACAUGUUCUCCCAUGGCACCCCCAUUACCCAUGUUCCGUUAUCCCGUCAUGGAGCUGCCCGUGUCAGAGCGGUGUAACCAGGAGACAGACCAGCAAAAAGGCUUCCCAGUCUCUUCCGAUUGCUUUUGAAAGGACAAAGUCAGGUUUUUAGUUCUAGAAAACUUUUUUUAUUUGUCACUAUGUUCAUGUGGUUUACCUCACAAUAGAACCAAACUCUUCUCAAAAAGUACUGGCGCUGCCUCGGUCCGUCACCUGCGCUCCCAGUGUUAAGAGAGAGGGUAUUUUUGGGUUUGGGACUGUAAGACCAUUUAGAUCCUAGAGAGUCAGUGCUAGUUAGCUGUGAUAUGAGCACUGUAGAUUCCCCUGUUGUCACUAAUCACACAAAUGACAAUUUUGAGAAGUAGGCCAGAAAAUAAAACUAAAGGCUAUUGUUUUCUAUGUUUAAAUAAACCAAAAAAAAAAAACUGAAAAGAUGUGAAUUUUUCUCCCAGUUAUGUGGGAAAGGCAAAGCAACACCAAACAAAAGCCCACUGCAGCUUCAUCUUUAGGCUAAUUCAGUGAAUAUAUGAAAGAGAAUGACGUGCUAACUGAAAUACCUCAUUGAAUGUUACACCACUGCUGGUGGAAUGCAGAAGACAGUGUUAACGUGUUUGAUUUGGUAACGGUUAUUGUAAGACGCAAUUUUUUUAAAAAUCUGAGCAAUUCGUUAUAUAUCUUACAGUGACAGUGAGUAGGUGAAGCCAGUCUGAAUUGAGAGGUGUGGCCGAUGAUAGGAAGCCAGAUAGAAGCUUAGAGAUGCUUCUGUUUGAGGCCCUGCAAGCACUACUGGGCUACAAGAUGAAAUUGUUCAUUUGAGAGGCUAGUCGGCCAUCUAGGGGGUAAGGUGCUCACUGUUGAGUGGCCUGCAUACCCCUGGCCAGUAGACCUUUUCCUCAUGGCUAAGCAAGCCACAGGUAGAGUGGCCAGUUCUCCUAUCAAAACAAAAAAGAAAGAAAGAAAGAAAGAAAGAAAGAAAAGAAAUGUGCACACACAUAUGUAAUUGUGGUUUAGGGCCACUUUUGCCAUCACUGUGUUCCAAAGGAACUUGAUGCAGUUUAAUACACUGUACACGUUAAACAAACGAUUCUGUAAGACGCUUUACUUUUCAAGCGCGGUCACUUCAGCUGUCUCUAGAGUGACAAAUACCAAUAGAGGUGUGAGUCAAUUUUUGAAAAUCGAUUUGUGAGUUGUAAAUAGAUGUGUAUUUGAUCUGCCCUGUCCCUCUCUGAAUCUUUAUCAACAUGUCCUCUGUCUUCUGUUGGCAAAAUAUGUUUGUUUGAGAGCAUUGAUAGUGUUUUCCUUAUCAGUAACUGGAGUUCUCCUGCUUGCACUUGGGGCUGUAAAGAGAGAAUCAGUGUUUUUAUAUGGGAAUCAGGGAAGCAGCAAUACGCCACUCACUGUACAGAACUGAAUUAAAACUCCUGGUUUGUAUUUGCUUUUCAAAGUGAGAUCAAAGGGUGUUUAGAGAAUAUACAUUUUGUCAAGGGGAAAGAAAAUUAAACUGUGCCAGUUUUAUGCAAGUAGCUUGUAGACUCUCAGCACUUCUUGGGCUCAGCUGAUCUGCCUAGAUUCACACAACAGAGAGGGUUGAAAACUCCCUGCUGGAUCCUGGUCUCAACAAGUCACAGGGACGGAGCAUCUGCUUGGUCACUGGCAGGUGCAGUGACCACGGACGUGACCGCCCCGGCAGUGCACUCUUAACUUCAGAAACUAUUAUUGGUAUUAAAAUAUACAGAUAUUGUGGAGAAACCUAUAUGCCAGUGGAAGGUAAAGAGAAAUUACAGCAUGAAAAAUGAUGUUUUGGGUGGGCACACAAGUUGAGAAUCUAAAUAGUAGAUCUUUUUAAAUAGAUAGCUAUGAGUUCAGAUCUGUCAUAUUAAGAAGUUUUUAAUAUUACAGCCAACCCUUAACUUUCUGCAGUAAAAGAACUAGAGAUUACUGGAUAAUUAAUCCAAGAAUAAGUCCUAGUAAGCCAAAAAUCGAAUUGUAUUUAGGAAUCUUGUGUUUUUAUUCUCAUCAAAUUUUUUUUCUUCUAAGGAUGCUUAUUAAUUUUUUAAAAAUGAUUUGAGCUGUUUAUUAAUUUUUCUUGCCUAUAUAUUUAUGACUGUUAAUGAGUAGUGAAAAGAUUUGGGAAGACAGCUUCAGGGAGAGGAAACACAAAAGCCUAAAUAAUCCAUGGGCUGGAAAAGGGAUCCAUGAAUAAUCGAGACAGUGGUAUUGUAUUUUUUCUCAAGCCUUUUUGUGAAAAUGAAAUAUUAAGUCACCAAAUGCAAACCUCAGAACGUCACUGUCACGUUAACGUCGUUUGGAUCAACGUUAAGAAUGCCUCUUUGUUCUUCACUCAUGUCACCUGCUUCUUGUAGGUUUGUCUUAGCAACGUUUUUUUUGACAAUCACUUCCCUACAGACUGUUCUGAACUAGUGGGACCUGGUUAUAAUCACAGGAAGUAGACUUUAAUCAUGAAUCAUCUUGUUGGAUUCUUUUUAUAUUUAAGAAGAUGUUGUUUGCAUUACUGAAUAGGAAGAGUUAGUUAUUUUCUUAAUUAUGCAGGACCCCACUCCAGAGUUACCACUAUGCACAUGUCAGCUCUGGUCCACAGAGGGUGGAUAAAAAUGAUGAGUCCUACUUUUUUGCAAUGUAGUGCUGUGCAUUUUACGUCUGUUAACACGAAAGGCAAAGGCAAAGCUGCCCUGGGCAGCAAAUCUACUGGUUCAUUUUAUGAGGCCAUAGAGACUAAUAUGUUUGGGACCAAAACCACCUAAGUUAGACAUUUCUAGGUCACAGAGGGGCUGGUUGUUCUCUGGAAAAGUCACUGGUUGGUGCUUUAUUGUAAUCAUUUUUGCAUUGAUCCCCAACAAUUAGGAACUGGACCCUGGGAAUAAGCUGAGGGUGCUGAACUAUUGGGGGAGGGUGACUGUAGACAUACGAAAGAUAAAAUAAGGGUUUUUCUGCAAAAUUUCCAUUUGAGGAUUUUUACAUUUAAUAUUUUUUUAAAACAGUUAAAAGAGCAAAAAAAAUUUUUAAGUGUAAUCUAGUUGCAAGGUAUACACACAUAUUUUGAAUGGCUUUAUUUUUAUUGUGUAAAACUGUUGAACACAUGACUGUGAUGCACAAAUUCUUUACAUGUAAAGAGUCUAUGCAUUUUACAGUGACUUACUUCAUGACUGAGUAAUGAAACAGUUAUACAUGGACCUGCCAUUGUUGUAUUAAGUGCUUUCGUUUUCUUUACAGUUAUUACAAAGUUGUAUUUAUUUUAUACAGGUGGAUUUUAGUUUUCCUGAUGCCAUAAUGUUUACUUCAGCUUGUUGACCUGUCUCUUUCUUUGUGUAUCUGCAUGUAAUAAUGUAUAAUAAGAAUGAAUGUAAAGGCUGUGGCAACUGUAAUUAAAUUUUGUAAAGGGCUGGUCACAUGUGGAUCUGGUUUGUGAAUGCAUUUGGGAUUAUUAUAGUAACCAGAUCACCUUUUCAGAAAUAUAGAUGUGAACGCCAGAAGAAGCAUUUUCUCGACAAAAAUGAAUAGCUGGUUCUAUUUUUUUUAACCUAGAAAAAAAUAAAGUUGAUUUUUUUUCAAGUAAA